Messenger RNA from Lolium perenne, 937 nucleotides. RefSeq lists its product as uncharacterized. NCBI's taxonomy places the organism in Eukaryota, Viridiplantae, Streptophyta, Magnoliopsida, Poales, Poaceae. The record is from RefSeq and is a predicted model, not a curated record.
UAUAAGCAAAGCGAAACCCUUCAAAGCCGAGAGUGGCAAAACAAGCUGCCGAAACCAGGGCACGCAUUUGGGCAGGGGGCCAAAGCAAGAACGUCGUCACUAGGCCGCCGUGAGCCGGCGAUCGAUGGAGAUGCCGCGGUCGACAAGCGCGGGCUCGUUCCGGUUCCUUGGCCUGCUGAAGCUGCCGGAGGCGGGCGCCGAGGACACGGCGGGGGCGUGCUUCGAGCUGGACGAGCGCGACGUCGUCUGGCCGGCAGGCGCUGGCGGCGGUGGAGGCGUGGACGGCUGGGCGUCCGCGCCGGCGCUCGAGAACACGGCGCCGCGGCGCGCAACGGCGCGGCGUCACGCGGCGCACGCCGUGCCGCAGAGCUUCGGGCUGUCGUCGCUCCUGGCCGAGGGCGGCGGCGAGCAGCAACUGCACAUGCACGCGGGGGUGGCCGUGCCAGUGAGGGCUGGGGCGCCGGAGCAAGGCGCCGUGGCACCGAGGCAGUCGGCGCCGGUCAGGGUGCCGGUGUGGCCAGGGAAAUCAACGUCCGGGCGCCGCGCCGUGGAGAGCGUCAAGAAGGCCGAGGAGUCGGAAGACGAGGACGGGGAGGAGAUGGUGCCGCCGCACGUGGUGACGGCGCGGCGGGCCGCGCGGUCGUCGUCGGUGCUGGAGGGCGCCGGGCGCACGCUCAAGGGCCGCGACCUCCGACGCGUCCGCAACGCCGUGCUCCGCCAGACCGGCUUCCUCGACCUCUGAAUUCUCGGGAGAAGAAUGCCGGCGUGAUCGAUGGCCAAACAUCCAAGCUCGUCGCCAGUCGCCUCUUCAUGUUCAGCUCCUGCCAGCAGCCUCCAUCCUUCCCUGCCUCUAGUCGUGUUCCGCUUCCAUCUUCAUGUCUGGAGUUGUGCCCACCUGAAUUGAAUUCAAUAUACAUUCAAUUUCAUUGGUUCUUCA